AUGAAGUCUAUUGCUCUAAGUCUUUGUGCUCUGGGGGCUUCGGCCAAAGUCAUCACGGAUGAUAGCAUUUUCUAUGGCCAGAGCCCACCGGUAUACCCAUCACCAAACAUCACCGGAACUGGAGACUGGGCGGAGUCUUAUACUAAGGCGAAGGCACUGGUUGCUCAAUUGACCCUCGAGGAAAAGUCCAACCUUACAUUUGGUGCCUCAACUACAGAGAAUGGCUGCGCAGGAUGGAUUCAAGCUAUCCCGCGCCUUGGGUUCCCGGGUCUUUGCCUCGUUGAUGCCGGCAACGGCGUUCGAACCACUGAUCUCGUCAAUGGAUAUGCGGCUGGGCUAAGUGUUGGUGCAAGCUGGAACCGGGAACUUACUACCCAACGAGGCCAUUACAUGGCAGGAGAGUUCAGAGCCAAAGGCGCCAACGUUGCCCUUGGUCCAGGUGAAUAUCCCCAAUCAGACACCAGAUUGUAUAUUUACUUACAUUUUACGAUAGUUGUUGGACCUCUUGGUCGUAUUGCCCGUGGUGGACGUAACUGGGAAGGUUUCUCUCAUGACCCAUAUCUGUCCGGCUUGCUCGCCGCAGACACUAUCAAGGGACACCACCAACGUGGUAUAAUCACGAGUUUGAAGCAUUUCAUCGUGAACGAACAAGAAACCAACCGAAAUCCGUUUGCUAAUACGACACCUCAAGUUGAGGCGGUGUCAUCAAAUGUGGACGAUAAGACAAUGCAUGAGCUUUACCUUUGGCCUUUCCAAGAUGCUCUCAAGGCCGGAUCUGCCAACAUUAUGUGCAGUUAUCAGAGGAUCAACAACUCUUAUGGAUGCGCAAACAGCAAAACAUUGAACGGUUUGCUAAAGACCGAGCUGGGUUUCCAGGGCUUUGUCGUUACUGACUGGAGGGCUCAACACUCUGGAGUCGCAAGUGCACUAGCCGGCCUUGAUAUGACAAUGCCAGAUUCUGGUUACUGGGGCAAGAACUUGACCACGGCCAUUCAAAAUGGCACUGUCCCAGAGUCUCGUUUAGAUGACAUGGCCACUAGAAUUCUCGCGGCUUGGUAUCUCCUGGGCCAAGACGAAGGCUUCCCCAAGCCAGGUGUUGGAAUGCCCUAUGCAAUUACGGAGCCCCACACGAGAGUCGACGCCAGAGACCCCGCAGCCCGGCCUAUACUGUUCCAAGGUGCAGUAGAAGGCCAUGUGUUAGUCAAAAACAAUCGAGCCCUGCCUUUGAGAGACCCGCAGGUUAUAUCGGUGUUCGGAUACUCAGCGCCAGGCUACAAACAAUCAGUUGUCGGAGAUGGAACUUACUCGGCAUGGAAGCUCGGUGCGCAAAGCACAAACCCAGAGCAGCAGGUUGCUUCAAAGGUAUACAAUUCCACAGUUUUCAUCGAGACAAUCGCUAUCAACGGUACCAUCAUCAUGGGCGGCGGCUCCGGUGCGACAACCCCCGGAUAUGUCUCGAGUCCCUUUGAUGCGCUAAACCAGCGUGCCAUGAAAGAUAACACGGAUCUUUUCUGGGACUUUGUCGAUCCAGCGCCCCAGGUGCCUGCUUCUGAUGCCUGCCUGGUGUUUGUCAACGCCUGGUCUUCAGAGGGAUACGAUCGACCAGCCGUCUACGAUGAUUACUCUGAUAACUUGGUCCUCUCUGUUGCUGAGCAGUGCAACAACACCAUUGUUGUGAUUCAUAACCCGGGCGUACGCUUGGUUGAUAACUUCUCCGACCAUCCCAAUAUUACCGCAAUCGUGUAUGCGCACACACCAGGUCAAGACUCUGGUGCCGCGACAGUGGCACUACUAUAUGGCGACGAGAACUUCUCCGGAAAGCUUCCAUACACAGUCCCAAAGAAUGUCAGCGAUUAUGGGCCACUGCUUGGUCCGGAUUUGCCUGAGGGCGACUACCUCAACUACCCGCAAAGCGAUUUCUCAGAAGGAAUUUUCAUCGACUACCGUGGAUUUGAGGCCAGAAACAUAACACCACGGUAUGAGUUUGGAUACGGCUUGUCGUAUACAACUUUCGAGUAUGAUUCGUUGUCAGUCAGCAAGACCAAGAAAGCAGAAGACGCCGAUAUCUAUCCUUCCGGGCCAAUCGAGCAGGGUGGCCAGAUUGAUUUGUGGGAUGUUUUGGUGAAUGUUGAAUUCACAAUUAAAAACACUGGCAAGAUCACCGGAAAGGAGGCAGCCCAGCUUUACCUUGAUACUCCUUCCGGUGCCAGACAGCUCCGUGGCUUCGAAAAACUGUCACUCAAGCCGGAUGAGACAGAUUCUGUGAUACUUCCUUUGACACGUCGGGAUCUGAGCGAAUGGGAUGUCGCAGCUCAGAAGUGGAAAUUGAUUAAGGGCAGUAUUGGAGUCUAUGUGGGUGCCAGUUUCAAAGAUGUGAGACUGCAAGGCACACUAGAUAUUUGA
Molecule: messenger RNA, 2403 nt
Organism: Penicillium salamii
Lineage: Eukaryota; Fungi; Ascomycota; Eurotiomycetes; Eurotiales; Aspergillaceae
Source: the annotation of a GenBank genome assembly